CGGAGGCUGCACAACAUUUGGGGUGCCAUUGUGUGUCCCCGCCAUAUUGUCGUUCUGUGUCUCUGGCUGAGGCCCCCAGAUCUCUCCCCUCGGUAUCUGCGUCCUCUCCACUGACUGCAAGAGUCUCAGGAGGACAUCAGAAGUCCCGGUCUCUGGAAAUGGAGUCGGUGACCUUUGAGGAUGUGGCUGUGAACUUCACCCUGGAGGAGUGGGCUAUGCUGGAUCCAUUUCAAAAGGACCUCUACAAAGAUGUGAUGCAGGAAACCUUGAGGAACCUGGCCUCUAUAGGAAACAAUUGGGAACACCAAAACAUUGAACAUGAGUAUGAAAAUCUCUGGAGAAAACUAAGUAGCCAGUUGCUGGAGAGACUCUGUGAGUAUACAGAAGGUCGUCAGUGUGCAGAAAUCUUUAACUGGAUUCCAGAGCAUGUUGUGAACCAGAAAUCAUGUCCAGGAGUUCCCACAUAUGAAAGCCAUGUGUAUGGAGAAGUGGUUAUUGGCCAUUUAUCUCUAAAUGUCCCUCCACAUCCUCACCCAGGACACAAACCCUAUGGCACUCAGGAAUAUGGAAAAGAGUUAUAUAAACAUAAGGAAUUUGGGGGUACCUCCAGUUCUUCCACAAUCUUUCAGAAGCACAAAAGAAUUCACACUGGGGAGAAACCUGAAACUAGUCACUGUAAUGAAAAUGUUAGGUGUCUCAUAUCUGCUCAAAACAAAGACAAGACUUCUACUGGAGAAAAACAGUACGAGUGUAAGCAAUGUGGGAAAGUAUUUACUUCUUCCAGUUCUUUUAGAAGGCAUGAAGAAUAUCACAGCCGAGAAAAGUCUUACGUUUGUAAGCAGUGUGGGAAAGCCUUCCCUUUUCCUAGUUCCCUACAAAUACAUGAAAGAAUUCACACUGGUGAGAAGCCCUAUAUGUGUAAACAGUGUGGGAAAACCUUUGCCCGUUCCAGUUCCCUUCUAACACACGAGAGAAUUCACACUGGAGAAAAGCCCUAUGUGUGUAAGCAGUGUGGGAAGGCCUUCACUGAUCGUAGCUCACUUCGAUUCCAUGAAAUGAUGCACAGUGGAGAGAAACCCUACAAAUGCACAAAAUGUGGUAAGGCUUUUGCUUCUUCCGGUGCCUUCCGAAAACAUGAACGGACCCACACAGGAGAGCAACUCUUCGUGUGUUUGCAAUGUGAGAAAGUUUUCAGCUGUGAAAGUGCUUUUCGGACACAUAAAAUCAUUCAUUCUGGCGAAUGUGUAUGUAAGCAAUGUGGUAAAGCCUUUACCAGUCACAGUUCAGUUAAAUACCAUGAAUUGAUGCAUAGCGGAGAGAAACCCUAUGUAUGUAAGCAGUGCGGAAAAACCUUCAGAUCUCCUAAACAAGUUCAGAUUCAUAAACGAACUCACACUGGAGAAAAACCUUAUGUGUGCAAGGAAUGUGGGAAAGCUUUUACUUUUCUCGGUUCCCUUCAAUACCAUGAAUUGAUCCAUACUGGAGAGAAGCCCUAUCUAUGUAAACAAUGUGGGAAAGCCUUCAGGUCUUCUCGUCAGGUUCAAAUACAUGAACGAACACACACUGGAGAGAAACCCUAUAUAUGUAAGCAAUGUGGAAAAGCCUUCUUUUCUUUGUAUCAUUUAAGAAGACAUGAAGUCAUUCACAGUGGCAUGAAUCCCUACGUUUGUAAGCAAUGUGGGAAAAGCUUCAGUUGGUUCAGUACCUUUCACAGUCAUAAACAGACUCACACUGGAGAAAAGCCCUAUUUAUGCAAGCAAUGCGGGAAAGCCUUCUGUAGUCGCAUAUCAUGGAGAAGACAUGAGAAAGCUCACACUACAGUGAAGCCUUAUGCAUGUGUGCAAUGUGGAAAAGCCUUUCGUUCCCCUAGUUACCUCAAAAUACAUGAAAGAAUCCACACUGGAGAGAAACCCUUCAUAUGUUCGCAGUGUGGGAAACCCUUCCGUUCUUUUCGUUAUGUCAAAUCACAUGAAAGAAGCCACACUGGAGAGAAACCCUUUGUGUGUACAGAAUGUGGGAAAGCCUUCAGUUACUAUAGUUCUUUCCACAGACAUAGAAGAACUCACCAGACCGUAACCUUGAAUACAGAACUUGAAAAGACUUCAUAACCUAAGACUGCAUUCAGAGAGAACUAUAAAGGUUAAGCUUGUGGAACACCCUUUGGUCCUAUUCAUGGAUUAAGAAAGAACAUGUUUGAGCCAGGCAUGCCGUAGCAUAUCUUUAGUCCCAAAACUUGAGAGGCAGAGGCAGGGAGUCUCAGAGUUCAAGGCCAGCCUGGUCUAUAUACUGGUUUCUCAGCCAUCCAGGGCUGGAUAGUAAGACUGUUUCAAGAAAAAAAGAAAAAAACAUGUUUGUAUGUUUGACUAGAAGAGAUGUCCAAAUGUGGACACAUGUGCAAUUGCUUCCCCAGUGAAAAUCUUUUCUUGUCAAGCACGAGAAACUCAGUAGUAGCAAAGAGUGGCACAGUACUUUGGAGAUUUCUCAUAUGUUCAUUUCCAUAAAUGUCAAUAACAUGGAAGACUGGAUACAAAUUUUUGUUUGUUUUAGAAAAUCCAAAAUCUGAAGAAAACUUUGUAAAUACAUUGUCUUUAUUGGAAUUUAUUAGGGAUUUGUUUCUGUUUUUCAGAAAUAGUCUUGCCAUGUAAGCCAGUCUGGCCUUGAUCCAAUUGUCUUCCUGUCCCAACCUUUAAAUGUUUGGGUGAAUGAUGUCUGCACCCACAUCCAGCAUCAGUAGUUCAUUCUUUUUUUUUUUUUUUUUGGUUUUUACGAGACAGGGUUUCUCUGUAUUGUUUUGGAGGCUAUCCGUCCAGCCCGUCCUCGAACUCACAGAGAUCCGCCUGCCUCUGCCUCCCGAGUGCUGGGAUUAAAGGCAUGCGCCACCACUGCCCAGCCCAGUAGUUCAUUCUUAAAAGAAUCCUUUUGGUCUCCAUGCUUCACAUUUUUGCUCUAAAAAAAAUUAUCUCUUUAUUUUUUAAAGUAUUAAAAAAUAUUAUCUCUUUAUUUUUUAAAGUAUAUGCACAUGCAUGUGUCUGUGUGAAUUAGUGCACAUUCUUGUAGUGCCUUGCAGAGACCAGAAGGAGGCAUCAGAUAAUCUAGGGCUGCAAUUAUAGGCAGUCAUGAGCUGCCCCCUGUGGGUGCUGGGAACUGAAUCCAGUUCUCUGCAAGACUAUUGCACACUCUUAGCCACUGAGCCAUUUCUCCAGCUCCUAGAAAAUUAUCUUUAAACAGAAUAUGUGAAGUGGAGAAUUGUUCAAGUGCAGGAGAUGGAAGCCAAAAAGAAAAGAAAAAAGGUGCACUAUCAUUACAUUAAUUUGUUAAGGUUUCUUAAAGCAAUAGUGCAUACAAGUUUAAUUGGUGAAAUCUGUUUUUGCAUUGAAUCAGGUUUUUUUCCUUUUAUUUUUAAUUUCUGUACAUUUGCUGAUGAGUUGAUAGUUACUUGUAAUUCCAGAAGACAUAAAAAAAGAUCUUGUUUUCAAGCCCUUCAGAUUAAUGUAUCAUGGAAAAAUGACUUUGUGAUUAUUGAGAUUUUCCCUUUUAGUUCAUAUGACAAGUUCUUAACCAUUUUUUUUGUAGACUGUCAUUGUCUUCCAUGUUUUUAUUUCUUAACUUUCUCUCUGCCUGGUGUUUUUUCCUAACAUUUCUGGUCUCUAUGUCCUUUAAACUAUUUUCAAACCAGUUGUAGAUUAACAAGUGUCCAUUCUUAGUCUACUUAGGUAGGCAUAAAUGUCACUCUAUAAUCAUAGAUCACAUCACAUUUACAAGCUUUCCUAGUUUUUUUUCAUGUCACAAGCCAUUUUUAUUGUACAUAUAUAAUUAAUGAUUUUUCCUCACAUAAAUGAUGCUUAUAUUGUUGUAUCAUGGGUUUUUAUUGUAAUUUCUCCUCCAGUCAUUAUACUAAGAGAUAUGUUGGCAUCAGCGCCUCUUGCCAAAGACUCUGAGUACCAUGUAAUAAAUUGUACUAAAUCUGUCUAUAUACAGGAAGCAAAUAUGUUUCACCAGUAAUAACAUUCCAUAGACAUUCUGGCAGGAUUGAUGUUUAACUUCCAGGGAUUUGUGGGGUUGGUUAUAUAUAGUGAGGUGCCUCUGUGUUGGAUGUACUGAGAUGUGAGUAUAAUUCUGUAUUUGGCAGUCAUAGGAGUUGUUAUGUGGAAGGCCUCAAAUAAUGCAGUGAAGGGCCUUUGAGUUCAUGAGAGUUACUACUCACAUUAGUGAAGAGAGGGUGCUUUGUUCAUUUUCAUAAUUCAGAAUGUUGUAUGUUUUGUCAGUUUUACAGCCAACCUUAUAGAGUGUCCUUUUCUUUCGUCAUAGUUAUUAAGGAGAAGUGCCUAGUGGUAUAUGUCUGGUACUCAUGCCUUCAUAGCAGCAGAUUUGACUUUACUUUGAACACCAUUAUCCUGGUCCAGUUUUUACUUUUCUGAGUUACUACACCAACACUACAGUGUUUCCUCCAAUUUACUGUUUCCUGCUCUUCACAAAUAUAAAUGUUUCCAAUUA
Molecule: messenger RNA, 4494 nt
Organism: Mesocricetus auratus (golden hamster)
Lineage: Eukaryota; Metazoa; Chordata; Mammalia; Rodentia; Cricetidae
Product: zinc finger protein 124-like
Exons: 4
Coding region: 159-2108 (649 amino acids)
Biological process (GO): regulation of transcription by RNA polymerase II
Cellular component (GO): nucleus
Molecular function (GO): RNA polymerase II cis-regulatory region sequence-specific DNA binding; DNA-binding transcription activator activity, RNA polymerase II-specific
Source: RefSeq, a predicted model, not a curated record